Messenger RNA from Daphnia magna, 1957 nucleotides. Its product is annotated as monocarboxylate transporter 12-like. The transcript has 9 exons. NCBI's taxonomy places the organism in Eukaryota, Metazoa, Arthropoda, Branchiopoda, Diplostraca, Daphniidae. Gene Ontology annotation, biological process: monocarboxylic acid transport; transmembrane transport. The record is from RefSeq and is a predicted model, not a curated record. The coding region runs from base 1 to 1551 and encodes 516 amino acids. Gene Ontology annotation, molecular function: monocarboxylic acid transmembrane transporter activity.
AUGGCGAGUCCAGUUCCAACCAAUUUAAGUAACAACGACUCUGCUACAAACGUAGCCAGAACAACGAACAAGAUGAAAGAAUCCGGCCACGAGUACGUCAUACAUCUUCCGGAUGGAAAGUGUGGCUGGUUCGUUAUGGCUGCCAGUUUGCUGUGUUUACUCAUUUCUGAUGGCAUCCUGUUCAGCUUCGGAUUAAUAGUUUCGGGUUCUGAUCACGUUUUUUACAAGACAUUUGCUAAAAGAGUGCUGUUCUUUAGCUACGUUAAUGGCAGCUCGUUUGGCUCAGGUUACCUUAUUUCUAAAUUGAGCAAUCGAUAUGGUUUUCUUAUCAUCAUGAUAGCCAAAACUUUACUUAGUUUUUUGGGGCUACUGACAUAUUCCAUCUCACAGUCUUUCAAUCGUCUGCUAUUCAUGCAAAUUGGCCUGGUUUUCGGAGUUGUAGACGUUCUAUCCACUACAUCAUUCGUCGUUGAAGACGGCAAAAGGCGGACGCUAGUCACUGGGAUCGCUCUCUGCUGUUCUGGAACAGGUGCUUUGGUCUUUGCCCCUGGUAUCUACUUUUUAAAUGAAAAAUUCGCCAACUUAGAAGCAUUUUAUUAUCUGAGUUGCUUUUAUUUGGUGUGUGCGCUGUUUGGAUGGCUAUACGGACCAUUCUAUUACCUACGGCACAGAACGUCCAACUUGAAUGAAGUCAAAGAGAUUCCUCAAAACCAAGGGACAGAUCAAGAACAACCUGGUAACGGGAAACAAACCCUGAAACAUGACUACGUCAAAAUACCAAUAACAGACAGACCAGCUAGCUCGAAUGAAAUCAAAGAGGUUCCUCAAAACCAAAUGACAACUGAAGAACAGCCUGGCAACGAUAAAGUCAACCCUGGAAACAUGGAACAUCAGAACGGAAGCGACCCAAUCAUUCAAAAAUCCAAGCUAGAACGUUUCAAAAAUUACUUGUGGGGCAAGUUCUUGCGAUUCAAAUCUGCGACUUUCGUUGCAAUUUCUAUCGUGAGUUUCUUGCAGGCGUUUGGUUUAUUUGUGCCGAUCGUGCAUCUACCUGCUCACGCCAUCAGUAUCGGAAUAUCAAAGGUGGAAGCGUUCUUCUUAAUAUCUGCUAUUGGAAUAUCGAGCACAAUCGGCCGUAUUUUUAACGGAUGGCUUUCCGACCAACCAAACUUUGAUGUGCUUCUGUGGAAUACUGUCGGCUUGUCAGUAACAGGGGUAUGGAUAACCUUUGGCCCGUUAUUCACCUCCUGUCGGUGGCUUGUCGUAUUUUCAGUCCUUUUCGGACUGGUUUCUUCUUGCAGUAUCGUUUCUCAUCCCAUUGUACUCGGGAAGCAACUGGAAUCGAAAGAUGCUACUAAUAAUUACGGUUUCGUACACAUUUGCUAUAGAGCGGGUGCAUUUACAGGAAUUCUUGUUGCUGGUUUGCUUUACAUUUAUUACGACCAUUAUCAUUUUUCCUUCUACGUUGCCGGUUUUUUCGUUCGUCUCUCUGCCGUUCUUUGCUUGUAUCUUGAGAGGAUUAACGGAUGGGAGCGGCGGCGUAAUGAUUAAGAGUUCCGCUCAUUGUGCUACAAUUUUGCAAGUAUAAUUGAAAAUAGGCUGGUUUUUUCCCUUUCGCAUUCAUCAAUAACAAAAUAAAAGACUUUCUAACUCAAUUUCCUCUUCAAUAGACGCUUUCAUCGGAUUCCGACGACACUGUAGGCAUGAAAGGAUGUUUACUGACCACAAUAUGGUUUUGUUGGUUCAUUGAAUCAAUUGGGGCAAACACUUCAUUCCAUCGAUUCUAGUGGGACACAUUCAAUUUCUUAGGUUUCGUUAAAAACAAAAAAAUACAGUUGAAGCAUUCCGGUAUGCUUUUAGUGAAAUCGUAACAGGUACUCUUAGAAGAGGGUAGACUAAUCUAAUGCAAUUUUCCCCUUCAUCUUUUUGAAGUUUAAAAUAAAUUGAUUUCUUGUGA